AUGACUGCCAUCAGACUACACGAUGUGAAGCCGACACAAGACGGGACCGACAAAGGAGCGAUACGUCGCCGUACAGUGAAGGCCGACACAACUCCCAACACCCUAUCCGAAACUGAAGACCCAUGGCUCGAGACACCACACGACGAUGAAACCUCCAAACUACCUCUAGAAUCACGCCCUUUCAUACCAACAUCCGUCUACUGGGUAUCACCGCACAGUACCCUCGCCUCCAAGAUCACCGUGCUCGAUCUCUCAAAAGACAUGGACGUCCAAUACUCUGGCAUGACCGACGAGUACAAAGCGCAAGUCGCGAAGACAAUGCAAGACCAUUCCUACUCGCCAGUGAUUACUUGUACUCGGAAUGGCUGGUUCAGCAUGAACUUUGACAUCACGGACGACCAAGACAAGCAGCUCGCACACUGGGCGCACCCAUGGUCGUCCUUUGGAGAAGCAGUCCUGACAUUCCCCACCGACUCAACGCACUCAUCGCAUCCGAUAAGUCUCAAGAACAAGAUGUGGAAUACGCGGACUGAGGCUUUCACGAUCAAUUCGCAGCCAUUCCUUUGGGAGCCGGACAGUCAUUGGCACUCACAGAACAUGACGCUAUAUAAAGUCACGGGGACUGGGGACGCGGAGAAGAAAUUUGAGAUUGGCAAGUAUGCGCAGAAGUGGUGGGGCAGUGUUUGGACAGGCGGGACGUUUGUGGUGGAUGACAGGGAGAUUGAUGGGGUUGUGGCAUUCGGAAACUCUGGUCUCUUUUUGUCAGUCUACAGCCGACAAAUGAUCGAGCACGUCGUCGAGCAAAUCGACAUGCUCUACUGGGAAGCAGGCACCCACAACAUCGACGAAAUGAGCGAUCCGAGCACAGAGAUUGUCGAAGACGCGAACACAAUUUUCCAAAACGACGACCUCACGCAAGACUCAAACAUCGCAAAGCUCCCUACGCACUGGGAUACGUCCGCCGACCCCACAACAUCGCGCAAUCGCGACAUCACACAAGACGACUACCUAACCUCCGUCACGCACCUACAAGACCUCUCUGCGCGCAGGCAAAUGCUGCAGAACAAGCUGAACACAUACCGCACACUGCUAUCGCUACUCGAACCCUACCGCAAGCCGAAGGAAAACAUACAGCCGAACUUGGUAUGGAAGGACUCGCCGCUUGCACCGGAGCUGGCAAAGAUGCGGACGCUGGCAAUACGUGUUGCGGGCAGAGUGGGUGAGAAGUUUGGCGAUGUACAAGUGCCGGCGACGGCGGAGGAUGAGGAGGAUGUUGAUAUGGAGGAUUUGAGGGAAGAGGGGAGGGGGAAGGUGGAUCGGCUGCUUGAUAGUUGGUGA
This is a messenger RNA of Parastagonospora nodorum SN15, 1338 nucleotides long. RefSeq lists its product as hypothetical. The transcript is spliced from 3 exons. The record is from RefSeq and is a predicted model, not a curated record. Lineage: Eukaryota; Fungi; Ascomycota; Dothideomycetes; Pleosporales; Phaeosphaeriaceae. Gene Ontology annotation, cellular component: Mis6-Sim4 complex. Bases 1 to 1338 code for a protein of 445 amino acids.